GUUGCAAAGGCAAUGCCCAGAAACUACUUGUCCACUUAAAGCUAUUCAAGCUGAACAGGUCAAAAGAAUAAAGAUCACAAAAUAAAUCUUUGCCGGAUUCGAUAGAAAGAAAAAGGAGGAAGACUGCAAAUAAAUGUGCUGGAUUCGGCCCGAGGGAUUUGGCGGGGCCAAGGAGUCAGUUGGUCUAUCAACACUAUAGUGACAGUAUUGGUUCCUGUCUGCACUACUGGGAGACGUGAGUGGCGCGUGUGUUGCCUCAUCCAUGUGAUUGGUGAUGGAAGACCGUCCUCUUGCUCGUAUUGGCCCCACAGGCGGGGGAGAUGUGAGAGCUGCCUGCAAGAAAUGUGGUUAUCCUGGUCAUCUGACAUACCAGUGCAGAAACUUUGUCAAGGUGGAUCCAAAGAAGGAUGUUGUGCUUGAUGUGUCUUCGACAUCAUCUGAAGAGAGUGACCAUGACACUCCUCUCACUCAACUGCAGACACAGGAACUAAUGGAAAAGGCCCAAAGGAAUCAGAACUUGAAAAAAGAAAAGAAAAAGAAGAAAAAGAAGGAGAGGGAAAAAUCUGAAAGCAGAAGUAGGAAAAGAACUCCAGAAAGAAGGAAGAGAUCACAGUCUUCAAGUGAUGAGGAUAGAAGAAAGGAACACAAGAAAAAACAUAAAAAGGAAAAAAAGAAGAAGAAAAGGAGCCAAUCAAGAGAGUAAAAAAAUCAUAUUAUACUGAAAAUUGAAAUGUUUCAUAAAAAUAAGUAUGUUAAAAUGUAAGAGAAAAAAGAAUAAAGGGACAUGACUGAUAAAAA
Scylla paramamosain (green mud crab) is the source of this 798-nucleotide messenger RNA. Its product is annotated as protein SREK1IP1-like. Lineage: Eukaryota; Metazoa; Arthropoda; Malacostraca; Decapoda; Portunidae. The transcript is spliced from 4 exons. The record is from RefSeq and is a predicted model, not a curated record. The coding region runs from base 275 to 703 and encodes 142 amino acids. Gene Ontology annotation, molecular function: nucleic acid binding; zinc ion binding.